Messenger RNA from Truncatella angustata, 846 nucleotides. Its product is annotated as kinase-like domain-containing protein. The transcript is spliced from 2 exons. The record is from RefSeq and is a predicted model, not a curated record. NCBI's taxonomy places the organism in Eukaryota, Fungi, Ascomycota, Sordariomycetes, Amphisphaeriales, Sporocadaceae. The coding region runs from base 1 to 846 and encodes 281 amino acids.
AUGGAGAUAGUUCGUGAAUCCAGUUUCUUCAAAGAGCGAGGAGCAUUUGCGCUCCCUACGCCGGAUGAGGUGCGAGUACUGGGUGCAUUAACGGGCGAUUCACGCAGCGAAGACUUCAAUCGGCCGCCCCCUGUGAUCCUUCCGUCGCUAGGACUGCUUGUAAAGUACGGUGCCGAUGUGACUAUAGUUGAAGCUAGGACACAAAUGAUGAUCCACAAGCAACUGCAGGACCAAGUACUCGUUCCUGAAGUCUUCGGCUGGGCUGAAGAAGGAGGUCAACGGUUCAUCUACAUGUCCUACAUCGAAGGCGAUACGUUGGCAGAGAGAUGGCCUGGUCUCAACGAGAGGGAAAGACGAAAUGUUUGCAAAGAACUCAGGCAAAUGGUCUAUGCCUGGAGGACACUGGAGCAUGGUAGACAGGGCCAGUACGUUGGUAGUCUGGGGGGACAGCCGCUGAACGAAAUAUUUCUGAGAAAUCACCCGGCACUUGCUGGGCCUUUCCAAGGCGCAGGCGCGGUCCAACACUUUCAAGCUGGUUGCGGGAUUGACAUCAGUCCUGAAGUGGACACUGUGUUCACACACGAUGAUCUUGUUCCUUGUAAUAUCAUGCUGUCAUCCGGACCUGAUCCAAAAGUGGCCGCAGUUAUUGAUUGGGGCCAAGCUGGAUGGUACCCUACGUACUGGGAAUUCUGUAAGGCGCGGCGGGUCAAGCUACUGCCCGAAUGUUUCGACAGCGGCUCUCAAGAGGAGUGGCAUGCGACGUACUUGCCACUGAUAGUAGACGCAGUGGACGAGGAAACCUAUUACCACCCUUGGCUUUGGUUUUUCCUUUCCAAGGGCAUAUGA